This is a messenger RNA of Zerene cesonia (dogface butterfly), 1995 nucleotides long. RefSeq names its product tetratricopeptide repeat protein 30A (gene Ttc30). The transcript is spliced from 2 exons. Gene Ontology annotation, biological process: intraciliary transport. Gene Ontology annotation, molecular function: intraciliary transport particle B binding; protein binding. The record is from RefSeq and is a predicted model, not a curated record. Gene Ontology annotation, cellular component: intraciliary transport particle B; axonemal microtubule. The coding region runs from base 1 to 1995 and encodes 664 amino acids. NCBI's taxonomy places the organism in Eukaryota, Metazoa, Arthropoda, Insecta, Lepidoptera, Pieridae.
AUGGAUAAACAUAGUCACAUGCAUGCAUAUGCUCUAAAGACAAAACUCCGGCCAGAAAUUAUACGGGAGUCUAGAUAUGAAGACGCCAUAAAAGUAUUGAAUGAUGCUAUGAAUUUCAAUCCGAACAGAGCUGGGCUAUCUUUACUUGGAUAUUGCUAUUACAGAUUACAAUCUUUCGUCGAUGCAGCUAACUGCUACGAACAAUUAUCAGCUAUGCACCCAGAAGUACCCGAAUAUAAGCUGUAUUUCGCUCAAGCGCUAUAUGAAGCGUCCAUGUUUGAUGAAGCAUAUAAAGUUACACUUCAAAUAACAUCUCCGGAACUCGAAAAAAACGUCACAAAAUUACAGUCUGCAAUUAAAUAUGGAGAAGAUGAUACGAUUACUGCAAAAGCUUUGGUUGAUUCUUAUUCGCAAGAUGAUUGUGAUAAAGAUAUAAAUUUAGGAUGCUUAUUGUACAAGGAAAACCAAUAUGAAGAGGCUCUACAGAAAUUUUCUAGGAGCCUAACAGUGCUAGGUUUCAAUGCCCAUCUCCACUACAAUGUUGCAUUGUGCUAUUUUAAACUUAAAGAGUACCCACAAGCUUUGAAACAUAUAACUCUUGUGAUCGAAAGGGGCAUUAGAGAUCAUCCCGAGCUAUCCGUUGGCAUGCAAGCUGAAAGUUCUGAAGUAAAAUCCGUAGGUAACUCAUUAACCCUACACGAAACAGCCCUCAUUGAAGUAUUUAAUUUAAAAGCGGCUAUAGAAUACCAACUCAAGAAUAAUGAAGCAGCUAGAGAAGCAUUAUCUGAUAUGCCUCCGCGACACGAGCAUGAGCUAGAUGCAGUAACUUUGCACAAUAUAGCGCUAACAUCAAUUGAUAUUAAACCGACGGACGGUUUUGAAAAACUACAUUUCUUGCUGCAACAAGACCCUUUUCCAGCGGAAACAUUUGCCAAUCUACUCCUCCUGUACUGUAAAUUUGAAUAUUACGACUUAGCUGCAGAUGUGUUAGCAGAGAAUGCUCAAUUGACAUACAAAUAUCUAACACCGUACCUUUAUGAUUUUUUGGAUGCCAUAAUCACAAGCCAAACUUCACCUGAGGAAGCAUUUCAAAAGUAUGAAGACAUUGCAUCGAAGCAUGCUGAGCAAUUAAGAAAAUUAACAAAAGUAGUACAAGAGAGCCGCUCACAAGGCGACAAUGAGCAGGUAAAGAAAGCUGUAGUGGAGUAUGAAGAAGCUUUGGAAAGAUAUAUUCCCGUGGUCAUGGCUCAAUCAAAAAUAUAUUGGGAUAAAGAAAAUUAUGGUCAAGUAGAAAAAAUCUUUCGCAAAUCUGUCGAAUUCUGUAACGAGUCAGAUGUUUGGCGUCUAAACGUAGCACACGUUUUGUUUAUGCAAGAAAGCAAAUACAAAGAGGCAGCCAGCUUCUAUGAGCCCAUCGUGAAAAAGCAAUUCGAUAAUAUUUUAGAUGUAAGCGCUGUUGUUUUAGCUAAUUUGUGUGUAUCUUAUAUAAUGACAUCACAGAACGAAGAAGCUGAGGAUAUCAUGCGAAAAAUAGAGAAGGAAGAAGAACAACAAAUAUUUGAAGACCCUGAGAAGAAAUUCUAUCAUUUGUGCAUUGUGAAUUUAGUAAUAGGUACGCUGUAUUGCGCUAAAGGAAAUUAUGAGUUUGGUAUCUCGAGAGUGAUCAAAUCACUUGAACCAUUCAACAAGCGUCUGGGCACUGACACGUGGUUCUAUGCAAAGAGAUGUUUCUUAUCGUUCCUUGAGAAUUUAGCGAAGCACUUGAUCGUCGUUAAAGAUAACACUAUUAAAGACUGCUUACAAUUUCUUGAAGGGUGUGAGACAUACGGACGUCGAGUGAGUACCGUUAUAGAGACUCCGUUUCAAGAGGAAGACGUUAAUAAUAAAGCGAAACAAACGGUUACGUACGAAGCACGAUUACUUCGUUAUAUGUUUUAUAAAUUGCGUAGCAUUGAUGACUCAGUUACUAUAAACAAGUAUGAAGAUUUAAAAUAA